Molecule: messenger RNA, 1305 nt
Organism: Tetrahymena thermophila SB210
Lineage: Eukaryota; Ciliophora; Oligohymenophorea; Hymenostomatida; Tetrahymenidae
Product: divergent CRAL/TRIO domain protein
Exons: 1
Molecular function (GO): phosphatidylinositol transfer activity
Source: RefSeq, a predicted model, not a curated record
AUGUAAGAAUAAGAUAUAAACUGCACAAAUAGCGAAAAAGAAAGGAGAGCUAAUGAAUAGUUUAGAUAAGAACAUUAGUUAGACGACCAAAAAUUUAAUAUAUUUUUAGAGAUGCAGAAAUUAGUUAAAAAGGAACUUGAAACUAAUGCAGAUGUGUAAGGCUAAAAUAAAGAUAAGAUUACUGAUCCAAAACAUUUAUUAAGAUAGCUCAAAGCGAGAGAUUUUAACAUUGAAAAAACAAUUGAAAUGUGGAGGAAUUGGAUAUUAUGGAGAAAAAAAUAUGAUAUAGAUAAUAUAGGAUUGGAAACAAUCGAAAGCGAAAUGAAGACAGGAAAAGCUUUUUGGCAUAAAUACGAUAAAUAAGGAAAUCCAUGCUGUGUAGUUAGGAUUAAAAAUCAUAUUGCUGCAGAAACAACACACGAUAAAGUUAUAAAAUUUAUGAUUUACUUAAUGGAAGUAGGUAUUAAAAUGAGCGAAAAAAGUGGCACAGAAAAAAUGUGUGUUAUUUGGGAUAGAGAAGGAUUUUCGUCAAAAAAUUUUGAUUUCUAAUUUAUCACUCUUAUGAAGUCUCUUGUUUCGAUGUUCUAGGAUAACUAUGCAGAAAGAUUAGCUUAAGUGUACAUCUUAUAUCCUAGUUUUAUAAUGAAAUAGGCUUUCAAUAUAUUCAGACCUAUGUUAGCUGAAAAAGUGAGAAACAAAAUUAAUAUCGUUAAUGAGCUGUCAGAUAUCAAAAAGUUUUUUGAUGAAGAUUCUAUUUUAAAAAUACAUGGAGGAAAGAGUGAUUUUGAAUACAGAUACCCAGAUAAUAUUCUUUGUGAUCCUCUAAAUGCUGUUCUACCUUACAUUCCAAGCAGACCUAAUCAAAGUAUUAAUAGGAACCAGAGCUUUAGUUUUUAAAACAGCUAUAAUUAAGGAGAAAAUGUAAGUCCUUUAAAUAGGAGUUCCAAUUUCUUUUCAAUAGAAAAUGAUUCCACUGAGUUUUUCAACAUACAAAAUAGCCAAGAAAUAGAUUGUGAUGUAGAACCAGAAUCAUAUUCAUAAAGUUCUAACAACUUUUAAGAUUUAUAAAAUCAAUUUAAAACUCCUGAAGAAAAUUCUCCAUAAAAUCUCCAAAAUGUUAAAAAUUAAUAAAUAUAGCAAGACUAAAUAUAUAAAGAAGAUGUAAUAGUAGAUUAAUUUUAAAACCACAAUCAAAAAAAGACAACAGACUUAUAUAAAUACAGUCACCCUAAUUACGAAAAUAAUUAAGUUGUCAAUUCAGGUUGUUGUGGAUGUAAAUCUGGAAGCAGUUGCUCCAUAUUUUGA